Molecule: messenger RNA, 2161 nt
Organism: Durusdinium trenchii
Lineage: Eukaryota; Dinophyceae; Suessiales; Symbiodiniaceae
Source: the annotation of a GenBank genome assembly
CAAGUGCCUUACUAGUAGUAACAAGAAGCUAUUAGAAACAAGAAUUCUGUAUGCUGAAAGGUAUGCCACCUUGCGUGCCUCACUCUCUUUCCCGAUCUCUUGGCUCAAGGGGUCGGCCUGCUCCGUACUACGCUGGAAGGUGACCAGCAAUGCAAAAAGAAGGGGUCGCAAGGAACACCUAGAAGUGAUGGACGAGGCUCCAGACGAAGCUCCCGAAGAACAGGAGGCUUUUGGUGAAGAGGCUGAGGCAGAGGAAGAGAUGGCGGACGAGGCUGGCGAAGAGCCUGGCGAAGAGCCUGCAGAGGGCGAAGAGAUGGACGAACCUCCCGAAGAUGUGGAGGAGAUGCCGGACGAGGAGGAGCCGCCUGCUGUGCCUGAAGAAUUUGAAGAGCUUCAAGAGAUUGACGCGGAGGCUGCAGAGGCUGAAGCCGAGGCGGAGGCUGUGGAGGCCGAGGCCGAGACGGAAGCAGUGGAGGGGGGAGGAAAAGCCCAAGCAGCCUCCUUUCUGGGUACGGAGAGCCUUCUGGAAAGUUCGCGUCUUGGCUUUCCGUGGUCCACCAUCGUGUCAGAAUGGAAAGCCGCCCAUGCAAAGGGUGAACGGGGGAGAAUGAAGUGGCUCCAAUUGCUGGUGAGCACGAGCGCUGGUGCAGAUGGCAAUGUGCAGAUCGAACGGCUUCGGGCUUUUGGAAUCCCAACCUUAGAUGAUGCUGGAGCAGUGAUGCUUUCUGGUUGGCUUCAAGGAGUCGUCCCUGAGACGGUACCUCAUGAACUUCAUUUGAGUGACUGCGCCAUAACGGCCGUGGGCUUUAGGGCGAUCAUGGACGCUUUGAAUGAAAACCAGACCUUCCCAGCAGACGAUCCGAAGAAACCCGAAGAAGGAAAGUUAGCCUUGUAUUUGAGAAUAGAAGGCAACUAUAUUGAAACGAGCGUCAUCCAGGAGUGCCUGGACGAGGGCACUGCCCAGACAAUGACCAAAAAGGCUUCCAUGGAGCACUCUGACACGGUAAAAUGUCGAAUUUUGAUUCGUGGCGACGAGACUGAGGACAAUCCCUUCAAGCAGAAUGAAGGCGACCCCCCAGACCCUGAAAAUGCACCACCUCCCAAGUUUGUGAAGGAAAAAGGAAAAGGAAAGGGAAAACAUUCCAAGGGCAAGGGCAAGGGCAAGGGCAAAGGCUCCUACUCCUACCGCUAUUGGGGAGGGGGAGCCAAAAACUCCUGGGAAAGCCAGCCAAGACAAGUACAAUCCAAGCCGCGGUCGGCUUAUUCAGAGUGGAAGCCAGCUCGACAGGUCACCUACAGACAGGACAGUAGAACCCAGACCGACAGAUGGGCCAAGCCCAAGGAAUCCUGGCAGUCACACAACAAGAAAUGGGAGUCGAAAGACUCCAACUGGAGCAAGCCAGAGGCCAAGUGGACCAAGCCGGAACCAAAAUGGUCAAAGCAAGAGCCCAAAUGGUCCAAGGCAGAAGACAAAUGGUCCAAGGCAGAAGACAAAUGGUCCAAGCCAGAGACGAAAUGGUCUAGCAAGACUGGAAAUGAGAAAUGGAAUUCAAAGUGGGAGAAGAAUGAUGCGAAACAGGACUCAAAACAGGAAAAGUGGAGUUCGAACUCCAAGCCCAAGUGGGAGGCAUGGGAAGGCCAGAAGAAGCAGCCCGAGCGAAAAUCUGAUUGGGAAUCCAAGACAUGGAAGGAUGACAGUUGGAAGCGCUGGUUGCACGAGGAGACUGGCAAGGGCAAGGCCUCUAAAGGUUCCAAGACCGCUGGCCUGGCAGCACUCCCCAAGAGCGCAAUUACAGAGGCCGAACGCAGCCAACGCUUUGGACAAGGUAAAGGCAAAGGACGGGAGGAGAAGGGAAAAGCAGGAAGGGACAGUGACUUGGUACAGAUUGCAGCAACCUUUCCUUUGCGCAUUUCUAUUCCAUUUUGCACAAAUCUUCAGAUCCAUACAACCGUAAUAAUUUCUGGAGCUGCAGAGAGUUGUAGACGAGGUACAACAAUCCAGCCAAGGGUAGCCUUCGGAAAGAUAAGACCACUUGCUUCCGUUCUUGAUAUGCCCCGCUUCAACAGGGUUUAGGAUGGUGUAGGGCACACUGCCAUCAUAGUGAGCAUAAUCCUGCGAGUGUAGGAUCAGCAUUUUAAAAGCGAAAGCUAGCGAGGCCAC